Molecule: messenger RNA, 2298 nt
Organism: Oryza brachyantha (malo sina)
Lineage: Eukaryota; Viridiplantae; Streptophyta; Magnoliopsida; Poales; Poaceae
Product: plant intracellular Ras-group-related LRR protein 6
Exons: 23
Coding region: 201-1958 (585 amino acids)
Molecular function (GO): protein binding
Source: RefSeq, a predicted model, not a curated record
GCCGACCCGCUGCUGCUCUAGGAGUGGAGCGCCGCCUUCGACGCGUGGGUUGACCGUCACCCACCGUCUCCUUGCGCUCAUCGUCAGUAACGGUGCUCCCACAUUAGCAAGUGUUUUAGCUUAUCCCAAUAAUUUCACCAGAAGUGAGGAAGAUCAGUGAGACGACGGCCAUGGUGAUCUGAGGCGGAAGGGGAGGGAGCAUGGAGCGGGUCCUCAAGUCAGCAAGGGAGUCGGGCUCCCUCAACCUCUCCAAUCGAUCCCUCAGGGAGGUACCGAAUGAGGUGUACAACAACUUGGACACUGGCACCCAGGACGAGAAAUGGUGGGAGGGAGUUGAUCUUCAAAAGCUCAUAUUGGCUCAUAACAACCUUGAAGUGCUGAGGGAAGACCUCAAAAAUUUGUCUUCCCUUGUUGUAUUAAACAUUUGUCACAACAACAUUUCUUCCCUCCCUGCAGCUAUUGGAGACCUUCCUUUGCUAAAAUCAUUGGAUAUAUCUUUUAAUCAAAUAAAUGCUUUGCCCGAAGAGAUUGGCUUCGCAACCGCUUUAGUCAAGGUUAACUGCUCAAACAAUCGCAUUACAGAUCUCCCAGCUAGUCUUGCCAGAUGCCUGGAGUUGUCAGAACUCAAUGCGUCAAACAACACCAUAUCCAUGAUACCAGAUGAACUUGUUGGCUGUUCCAAGUUAAGCAGAUUGAACCUGGAGGGUAACAAACUUGUGACGCUAUCAGAGAAGAUGUUUAUGUCAUGGACAAUGCUUACAGAGAUGAAUGUUGCAAAGAAUCUGCUGACUACCAUCCCGGAUAGUAUUGGUGCACUUUCACAGCUGAUUCGCCUGGAUCUACAUCAGAACAAAAUAACUUUUAUUCCUUCUUCCAUAAAGGACUGUUCUUCUCUAGCUGAGAUGUAUAUUGGAAAUAACUUGUUGUCGUCCAUACCAGCGGAUAUUGGCAUGCUAUCGAGCUUAGGAAUACUUGAUCUGCACUCUAAUCAGCUAAAGGAGUAUCCUGUUGGGGCUUGUAGACUAAAGCUCUCGUUCCUUGAUCUAUCGAACAACUCAUUAUCUGGUCUGCCUGCUGAACUAGGUACAAUGACAACCCUGAGAAAGCUUCUGCUUACUGGCAAUCCUAUGAGGACACUACGGAGUUCCUUGGUUUCUGGAGCAACAACAACAUUGUUAAAGUAUCUGCGCAGUCGGCUUUCAUCUGAUGAAGAAGGAUCUGGAAGCACUCCAACAAAAGAUGAUCAAAUUGCUGCAGCAAGACGAUUAUCUUUAUCUUCUAAGGAACUGGACUUGAGUGGUCUUGGUGUGACCAGUGUACCACCUGCAGCAUGGGAGACGGAUGACGUGAUAAAACUAGAUCUUUCUAAGAAUUCAAUAGAAGCUCUGCCAAACGAGUUGUCAUUAUGCUCAUCACUUCAAUCUUUGAUUCUUUCUAAUAACAAAAUUAAAAGGUGGCCUGGCACAGUAAUCUCCUCCUUUGCUAACCUUUCUUUGUUAAAACUAGACAACAACCCUUUGGCAGAGAUAUUGGCCACUGAUCUUGAGGCGAUGUCUAAACUUGAAGUGCUGGAUUUAAGUGGCAAUGUGUCUUCGCUACCUGAACCCUCUGUGGUUUCUGCAUUACCACACCUGCAGGAACUCUACCUAAGACGAAUGAAACUCCAUGGAUUCCCUUAUGGUUUAUUGGGCCUAAAACAACUGCGUAUUCUUGAUCUGAGUCAGAACUAUCUUACAACUGUGCCAGAGGGUAUCAAAGAUCUAACUUCUCUUACUGAGCUUGAUCUGUCGGACAACAAUAUAACAACACUCCCACCUGAGCUGGGUUUGCUUGAGCCUAACCUGCAAGUCUUGAAACUUGAUGGAAAUCCCCUUAGGAGCAUACGGCGGACUCUGCUGGAGCGAGGAACGAAAGCAAUUCUGAAGUAUCUGAAAGAAAAGCUACCGGCAGCUGAAUAAACGCGCUGGUGCGACUUAUAUGCCGCAGGAUGUUUCUUGGUCAGUUCCGUUCUAUGUGCUGCAGCUACCCUACCUUUUUCCCGGAUUCCAUUUACCCAUUAAUUUUCGCUUGUCUACCUUCUCUCUUUCUUUUUGUGGAUUAUUGUGAUUCUCUUCUAUCUCUUUUUUUGACGGAUUAUUGUUGCUGUGAUGGCUCUGGAUUAUACUCUCGACUCUUUUUUGACGGAUUAUUGUUGCCACGAUGGCUGUGUAAACUCCUCAGCAUGUGUAGCAGAAGCGUGUACUUCAUCGGAGAAAUUGUCAGCCGCCACAAAGGAUAAUAAAUACUACUAUCUCCUUU